This is a messenger RNA of Asparagus officinalis (garden asparagus), 1943 nucleotides long. Its product is annotated as betaine aldehyde dehydrogenase 1, chloroplastic-like. Gene Ontology annotation, molecular function: oxidoreductase activity, acting on the aldehyde or oxo group of donors, NAD or NADP as acceptor. NCBI's taxonomy places the organism in Eukaryota, Viridiplantae, Streptophyta, Magnoliopsida, Asparagales, Asparagaceae. The record is from RefSeq and is a predicted model, not a curated record.
AUGGGGCUUAUCGGGUUUUAUUAGAUAUUUUAUCAAUUAGAUAGAAAUAAAACACAUAGAUCAAGCGAGAAAGCUGCUUCCCUUGCUCAGUCAUGUCGAUCGCAGUCCCUCACCGGCAACUGUUCAUCGGCGGCGAGGGCGGGUGGCGGGAACCUGUCCUCGGCAAGCGGAUCCCGAUCAUCAACCCGGCCACUGAGGCCACCAUCGGAGAUAUACCGGCAGCGACCGAGGAGGAUGUGAAUCUGGCGGUGGAGGCGGCGAGGAUAGCAUUGAAGAGGAACGGUGGUAAGGAAUGGGCUCGUGCUACAGGAGCUUUUCGUGCUAAGUACCUCCGGGCAAUUGCUGCUAAGAUAACAGAGAGGAAGUCUGAACUGGCUAAGCUAGAGGCGCUUGAUUGUGGGAAGCCUCUGGAUGAAGCAGCAUGGGACAUAGAUGAUGUUGCUGGCUGCUUUGAGUACUAUGCAGAUCUUGCUGAAGCCUUGGACGCGAAGCAAAGAAGUCCUGUUUCCCUUCCCAUGGAUACAUUUAAGUCCUAUGUUCUUCGAGAACCAAUUGGAGUUGUUGGGUUAAUUACUCCCUGGAACUAUCCUUUAUUAAUGGCCACGUGGAAGGUUGCUCCUGCCUUGGCUGCUGGAUGUGCAGCUGUACUAAAGCCCUCUGAACUUGCAUCAGUGACUUGCUUAGAACUUGCUGAAGCAUGCAUGGAAGUAGGACUACCUGCUGGCGUCUUAAACAUAGUAACAGGAUUUGGGCCUGAAGCUGGUGCUCCUUUGGCAUCUCAUCCGCAUGUUGACAAGAUUGCUUUUACUGGUAGCUCGGCAACUGGGAGAAAUGUCAUGACGGCUGCUGCACAAUUGGUGAAGCCAAUUUCAUUGGAGCUUGGCGGGAAAAGCCCAAUUGUUGUAUUUGAAGAUGUGGAUAUUGAGAAAGCCGUUGAGUGGACUCUUUUCGGGUGCUUUUGGACAAAUGGGCAGAUAUGCAGUGCGACUUCUCGUCUUCUUCUACAUGAAAGCAUUGAAAAAGAAUUCAUGGAGAAACUAGUUAUCUGGGCUAAAAGCAUCAAGAUGGCAGAUCCUCUAGAAGAAGGUUGCAGGCUUGGUCCUGUUGUCAGUGCAGGACAGUAUGAGAAGAUAAAGAAAUUUAUUUCAACAGCAAGGAGUGAAGGUGCAACAAUUCUGUGUGGAGGUGAGCGCCCAAAGCAUCUUGAGAAAGGGUACUUUAUUGAACCAACAAUCAUAACCAAUGUUGAUACGUCUAUGCAAAUUUGGAGAGAGGAGGUUUUUGGGCCGGUCCUUUGUGUUAAAACAUUCAAGUCUGAAGAUGAAGCUGUAGAACUUGCAAAUGAUACACCUUAUGGUUUAGCUGGUGCUGUGAUUUCAAAGGAUCCUGAGCGCUGCAAGCGCAUAACUGAGGCAUUUCAAGUUGGAAUCACGUGGAUAAACUGCUCACAGCCCACCUUCUGUCAAGCCCCUUGGGGAGGAAAGAAACGCAGUGGUUUUGGGCGCGAACUUGGAGAAUGGGGUCUUGAUAACUACCUGAGUGUGAAGCAGGUGACUGAGUACACAUCGAACGAGCCAUGGGGAUGGUACCCCUCUCCCAAGCUGUGAACUUCUUUUUCUUCAAAGAGGGAGGUAGCUGAUUCAUCCUGCAUUUCCAUGAGAAAUAGUAAGCAGCAUUGCAAGGGUUUUGUUGGAGUCGAGGCCAUGCAAUAAGAUGAACGAGUAUUCUAAGAGAAGGGCGCAUGAUUUGAGUACGUGUUUUAAAAUGUGGACUAUUGUAGCUUGUAAUAUCACAAGCAAUAAUGAGUUGUGGUGCUUUGGCCCAUGAUUAUUGAUCAUUAAGUAGAACAAUGAAGUUUUCGUAUGUGCACGAUCUGACCAUCCUUGGAACUGAUAUAUGGGUAUUUAGUACCGCGUAUGGCAUUGCAUGAGGUGUUUUAUGCA